Ilyonectria robusta is the source of this 540-nucleotide messenger RNA. RefSeq lists its product as uncharacterized. The record is from RefSeq and is a predicted model, not a curated record. Bases 1 to 540 code for a protein of 179 amino acids. Lineage: Eukaryota; Fungi; Ascomycota; Sordariomycetes; Hypocreales; Nectriaceae. The transcript is spliced from 2 exons.
AUGACAGAGUCCACCACGUGUCUUACCCACUACGGUGUAUAUGAUGCCUCCACCAGAGCUAUACCUGCCCUCUCUUUUAUAGAAAAGUACAGCAACAAGGUUGAUUCACUCGAAAUCUCCGGCCCAUUUCAUUCGUGGUACGCUCCGAGUUGCAACUUCUACAACGCCAACGGUGUCGUCUUACGAAGUGGUGAUGAGAUUUGGACUUGGAUGAAGAGCCUUUUUGGGCCAUUUGACGCUGUCCAACAUUCUAUUAAAGUGGUUCGCCUCAUUAAAGCUACAACUACAGAAGCAGCUCCAGAGAGAGAUGCCUACUGGGUAAUGUUGGAAACCGAUACAGCAUUCUCCAUAAAAGACCCGCUAUUGGCUGGGGGUCCGAUUGUCAUCCCGAGGUUUCUGAUGUUCCUUAUCGGAAAAAGUGAAGUUGAAGGCCAAGGGACAGAUGGGUUGCAGAUUCUAGAAGCCAAAGUUUGGUGGGAUACUGACAUGCUAGGACGGGAACUGGCGGCAAGAAAGAAGAAACUUGACCAGGAUCAUUAA